Messenger RNA from Aspergillus clavatus NRRL 1, 15966 nucleotides. Its product is annotated as putative nonribosomal peptide synthase. The coding region runs from base 1 to 15966 and encodes 5321 amino acids. The record is from RefSeq and is a predicted model, not a curated record. Gene Ontology annotation, biological process: amino acid activation for nonribosomal peptide biosynthetic process; secondary metabolite biosynthetic process. Gene Ontology annotation, cellular component: cytoplasm. Gene Ontology annotation, molecular function: catalytic activity; phosphopantetheine binding. The transcript is spliced from 3 exons. Lineage: Eukaryota; Fungi; Ascomycota; Eurotiomycetes; Eurotiales; Aspergillaceae.
AUGGAUAUUGCUAUGGAUCCAACGACGCCGCAAAUUACGGCAACCGCCCACCAGCGGCAGCACCUUCAGGAUGUGGCUCGCCGAUGCGGAUGUUCUCCCGAGGACAUCGAGGAUGUAUAUGCCUGUACUCCCCUUCAGGAAGGGAUGUUUUCCCUCACACUGAAAGACUCUGGGGCCUAUAACGUCGGUUACAAGUACCGCCUGCCGCCCGACGUCAACCCGCACCGCCUGCAAGCAGCAUGGGAGAAGACGGCGCGGACGAACCCCAUCCUGCGCUCCCGAAUCGUGCCAACGAGUGAUCGGGGCUGCGUGCAAGCAGUUCUAAGAAAGGGGAUCCCGUGGAUUGAGAAGGUGAACUCGGAAGACGAGGAUUUGAACGCCGCCGCCAAGGGCAGCACCGGGACGAAAUACGAGUCCGCUGAAGCUCGGCUGCGGGCUAUCUGGCCGGUGGGGUCCCCCAUGGUGAAGCUGAUCUGGGACCCCAUGAGCCAUGAACUGACGGUUGUGAUCCAUCAUGCGCUCUGCGAUGACUGGUCCAUGGCCGUAGUCCUGCGACAGGUGGCGGCCGCAUACGCAGGCGAAUCCCUGGCAACAAAGCCCUUCCGACCCUUGAUCGACUUUAUUGAGCAGUCCGAGGCGCGUGCAUCUCGAUUCUGGAAGGCCAGAUUCCACGGGUUCGAUCAUGCGAAUACGAGUAUCUUUCCCACCCGUCCGGGCCAAGAUUAUGUGCCACAGCCAACUACCACGCUCCGCCGCACAUUCCCUCAGUCAGCCGGCGCCCGCGCCGCAUUUGCGCUCAAUGCCAAGGUCCGGGUUGCUUGGGCAAUCCUGCAGUCAUUGUACACCAGAUCCUCUGAAGUCCUUUUCGGCGCCAUUGACACGGGGCGCGGCAUUCCCCUCUCUGGCAUCGAAGAGCUGAGCGGACCUGCUCUGGUUUGUAUCCCCGUGCAGGUCCGUCUCGGCGGGGCUCGAACCGUCACCGAAGCCUUGGAGCAAGCGCAGCGCGAAUGGAUCGAGUCCAUGGAAUUCCAGCAUGCGGGCUUGCAGAACAUCAUGCGCAUGGGCCCAGGCCCGGCAGCCGCCUGUCGCUUCCAAACCCUGCUCGCCGUGGAGCCAUGCGACACCUAUGACCUGCCGGAUUUAUUCCUGCAACAGCAAUCGUUGCAACCUGUGUUUGAUACCUACUCGCUCAUUAUCCGAUGGCGGCCAAAUUCGCAAUCGAAGUCCGUCACGAUCGAGGCCACAUUUGAUCCGGAUGUGCUGGGUGCCCGACAGGUCGAGCGGAUCGUUCACCAGCUAGCCCAUAUCUACCAGCAGGUUGAGUGCACACCGCAGCUGGCCUUGGACCAACUGGAUGUGUGCAGUCCAGAGGAUAUUCGGGACCUGGAACGUUGGAAUCUCCCUAUUCCUCCGGCGGUUCCUCACGGUGUCCAUGACUUGAUUGAGCGGCAGGCUCAGAAGAGCCCGCAGGCCGUCGCUGUGCGUAGUUGGGAUGGAAGCUUAACGUAUGAGGAGCUUAGUAGGACUUCCUCUACACUGGCAACUGUGUUGACCAGCCAGGGCAUUAGUCGCGGGACAGUUGUCCCUCUCUGCGUUGGUCACUCCAAAUGGGCCGCAGUGGCCAUGAUGGCCAUGAUGAAAUCCCGGGCGGUAUUUGUUCUCCUCGAUGAAUCAUACCCUCUGGCGCGUUUGAAAAGAAUGUGCGAGGACGUGCAGGCUCGAUGCGUCGUUGGCACAAAACGGAGUACGAACCUGGCCGCCCGGCUGGGAUUGGAGCUCCUCAUCGUCGAUCAGGUGGACGGGGAAACACCGCCAGCAGAGCAAGUGAGCACAAACCUAGAGGAGAGCAUACGGCCCGAGGAUGUGAUGUAUAUCACCUUUACAUCUGGAUCAACCGGCGUCCCUAAGGGGGUCAUAGUCAGUCAUGGCGGGUUCGCCACGAGCGCCACGGCCCAUGCUCGACUGUAUAACUUCACACCGUCCGCUCGAGUCCUCCAAUUCGCGUCACCCGGAUUUGACUCAUUCAUCAUCGAGAACUUGAGCACGCUUAUAGCCGGAGGAUGCGUCUGCGUGCCUCAUCCCGACGACUGUCGCAGCCGGCUGCAAGAGGUGAUCAACGAAUUCGCCGUCAACAACGCCUGCCUAACCCCUACAGUAGCCCGAAUCCUGCCACCGGACAAACUCCCCAGUCUCCAAGACCUGAGCUUCAUCGGUGAAGCGGUGAACACCAGUGACGUUUCGCGAUGGGAGCCGUUCGUGCGCGUACGCAACGCAUACGGACCCGCCGAGUGCUCCGCCGUGUUCAGCGUCCAGCCGCAUCUCACUCCCCACAACCCGGCGAAUAUCGGCUUGGCGACUGGCGGCGCCGGAUGGGUGGUUGAUCCCGAUGAUCCGCAACGGCUGAUGCCGGUGGGUAGUGUUGGCGAGCUGCUCAUCGAGGGACCCAUUGUCGGUUUGGGAUAUACGUCGGACACGGGCGCUUCCAAGCGGGCAUUCAUCGAUCCGCCGCGAUGGCGACAGAGGCGAUUUGGUCCCUGUAGUGGUAGUAUGUACCGAACGGGCGACCUGGUUCAGAGUGCGGGAGAUGGUAGUUUUCGGUACCUGGGCCGUAAGGAUACGCAGGUCAAGUUGCGCGGGCAGCGCAUUGAACUGGGUGAAGUCGAGCAUCAUUUGAAAACCAGCGGAUUCCCUGAAGCCGCGCAUGUCGUUGCAGAUAUCGUCCAUUCUGGAGGGGAAGGUGGCGAGGGUUCGGCUACUCAGCUUGUAGCCUUCGUCUGCUGGUCAGACAGGUUCAGCAUGACCGAGGAGGAUAAACCAUCCGAUACGCUCUUCCUUGCCGCCAGUGAGCAACAUCGCGAUGCAUGCGCGGCGGCUGGGGCACGGCUUUCUUCAGCCCUACCGUCAUUCAUGGUGCCAAGUACAUUCCUACCUGUUCACCACAUGCCGCAGACCUUCUCGGGGAAGCUGGACCGGCGUCAACUGCGAGGGCAAGCAGGGCGACUCUCAUCGAAGCAGCUCGAAUCCUACCGCGCGGCCAAGGCUCCGCAGAGAAAACCAGGAAAUCAGACCGAGGAACAGGUCCAGCGCAUCUGGGCGCAAGUACUAAACAUCCCCAAGGACCGUGUAGGUGUAUCUCAGAGUUUCUUCCAUCUUGGCGGCGAUUCCGUCAGCGCAAUGCAGGUAGCGGCCAGCUGUCAGCGAGAGGGAUACCCAGUGGGGGUCAGUAAUAUCUUCCAAUCCCCUACGGUCGAGGAGCUUGCCGAGCACAUUAUACAGACCGAGAGAAGAUACAGCACCAGCACCAGUGACAGUCGUGUCAGCAGCGCGAGCACACCGAUCACCUCCGAUGAUGAUGGUGAGGUGACAGAAAUGACCUGGACGGGGUUGUCACCAGUGCAGCAGCUGUUUUUCGAGCUAUGUCCGAAGGGCCAUGAUCGGUUUACCCAGCAGUUCCUGCUGCAAAUUGCCAGACCCCAACCCACUGCCCGUCUGCGAGAGGCGAUUGACGCGAUUGUAGAACGGCACCCAAUCCUGUGUGCUCGGUUUGAGCAGAAAUCCAGGGGAGGGUGGUCCCAGCUCCUCAGCAUGAACAAUAAUACCCAACUUUGCUUCCGCGAACAUAUUCUGUCGGGUAUCGGUGAUGGAAAGUUGAGAGAUGUACUCGAAGAGAGUCAAAACCUGCUGGAUAUCAAGGCAGGAAGGCUCUUCAUUGUUGACCUGGUCAACACUCCUACUGGAAGCCAAUAUCUGUCCCUGAUGAUACACCAUUUGGUGAUUGAUUUGGUCUCGUGGCGGGUUUUGCUCCAGGAGCUCGAGGAAUUUCUCGUCACAGGUGCCCUUUCUGGACCGACUUCAAUGACCUUCCACCGCUGGUGCCAGCUGCAGGAGAACUUUGCACGGCGAUGUCUCGACCCGCAGACGGCGCUGCCGGCCGACAUCCCACCCCAGCCGCUGGAGUACUGGGGCGAUUCAGUGUUGGCAGAUGGCCAGAAUACCUGGGCGGACACUGUUCACGAGUCAUUCACUAUAUCCGAGUCCAUAAGUCGGCAGAUCCUAGGAUCCGCAAAUGACGCGCUUCGUACCCGUCCCGUGGAGCUUCUCAAUGCGGCCCUGAUCUAUUCCUUCGCUCGGGUCUUUGAUGACCGUGAGGCACCGACCGUCUUUACCGAAGGCCACGGACGAGAGCCGUGGGAUCCUGCACUUGACCUAUCGCGCACCGUUGGCUGGUUCACCACGAUGAUGCCAGUCUUCGUUCGCGCCAACCCCCAGAACGACUUCGGCACGGUCCUACAACGGGUGAAGGACGGUCGACGCGCAAUCCCGUCAAACGGCUGGGCGUACUUUGCCUCUCGAUUCCUGCAUCCGAGGGGCCGUGCAAGCUGGCGAGAUCAUCUUCCCAUGGAGAUCCUGUUCAACUAUACGGGUUUAUUCCAGCAGCUUGAGAACCCCGAUGCGUUGCUGCAGCUGGCGGCUGUCCCUGAUCAUGAAAUCCUGCCCAUGCCGGCGGACUUGCCGCGCUUUGCAUUGGUGGAUGUGUCGGUCACGGUUGUGAAUGGGUGCCUAAGUGCAUCUAUCAUGUAUAACCGGCGCAUGCGGCACCAGGAACGGCUGCAUGAGUGGGUGGCUGAGUAUCAGCGCACGUUAGAAGGGCUUCCGGACGCAUUGAAGGAAUAUAAGCGCUUCACACUGUCCGACUUUCCGCUCCUAUCGCUUGAAAGUACCGAGCAUCUGGACGAUCUGAUUGCAGAGGUUCAAACCCGGUGCCAGAUCAAGACUUCUAAUAUUGAAGACAUCUAUCCCUGCUCUCCUGUACAGCUGGGGAUGUGGCUGAGCCAGUCAAAGGAUCCUCGGGCAUACUGGUCUCGACUCCGUUGGUUGGUACGAUCAACCACACCUGAAGAGGAUACAAUCAGUCUAUCCCGUCUCAAGGAAGCAUGGCAGCAGGUAGCUGACCGUCAUCCUAUCUUGCGAACCGUCCUCAUGGCCAGUCCUCGCAUGGACGGCCAGCCGCUACAGGUUGUUUUGCGACAUGCCACGGCCGACGUCCGCGAGUAUCAGCCCAACUCAACGAAAGAGAGCGAGGAAGACUCAUUGUCAAUUAUUCAGGAGCACGAGGAGGCUCUACGUCUUGGUCAUUCCUUUUGUAUGAAAAAAAUCAGUGACAACGAGGUUGUCUGUGACUUGGUGAUCAACCACAUCCUGAUCGACGGCUUCACGUUGCAAAUCCUUCUCUCCGAUCUGCAAAGAGCGUAUGACAACCAGCUACCCUCUUUUGGAGCAGCUCCUUUUAGCAGAUACUUGACCAGCCUCCGAGGCCAGUCCGAGCAAACGUCUCGGGCGUAUUGGAGAAAGUAUCUUCGGGACAUACAGCCGUGCCUUUUUCCCCGUCUGGAUGGCAAUGUCCAUAGCCAUGGGAAUGCCCUGAAGUCCGUACCAUUUUCCAUACACGACACAGAGGCGCAGUCUCUGCAAGAAUUUUGCCAACAGCAGGGUACGACGAUUGCAAACAUCCUACAGGUAGCUUGGGGACUGCUUCUCCGCGCCUACACCGGUGCGGAUUCCGUGUGCUUCGGGUACCUUGCGUCCGCGCGCGAUAUACCUCUCCCUGGCGUUCAGGAGAUCGCCGGACCGCUUAUCAACCUCCUUGUCUGCAGAUUGAACUUGGAACAUGGUGAUGAUAUCCGCUCUGUUAUCGGCAACAGUCAAACGGCAUAUGCGCAGAGCUUGGAUCAUCGCUGUUGCUCACUACCAGAGGUGAUUCAUGCGCUGGGACUCACGAUUCCUCGGCUGUUCAAUACGGCCAUGUCCCUGCAGAAGGAACGCGAUCAACCAGGCCACUCGUCCUCGAGCGUGGUGGUGGAACAACAAGGCGGGCAGGACGUGACUGAGUAUGACCUGACUGUGAACGUCACCCUGCGAAAGGCCAGCAUUGAAGGCGAUCUUACCUUUUCUUCGGGCCUCAUGACUCGCGAGCAAGCAGCAAUGAUUGCCGACUCGUAUGUGUAUAUCCUCCGGCAGCUUGCCACCGGUCAACCGCAGGCCAUUGGUAAACUGGACCUCUUCAGUCCAAUGAACGAGACACGUGUAUGGAAUAGCAACAAAGAUGUUCCCAUCACUAGCGACGGAUGUAUUCACUCUACAAUUCAGCGAUCUUCACUUGCCCGACCGACGUCUCCUGCUGUCUCUGCCUGGAACGGCACGCUCACCUAUGCCCAACUCGACCGCCUGGCAUCCGAUCUGGCUUUUCAACUUUGUGAUGCAGGCAUAGGUCCUGAUGUCUUUGUCCUGGUCUGUUGCGAAAAGUCUCUAUGGGUUGUUGUUGCGGUUUUGGCAGUGCUCAAAGCCGGGGGUGCCUUUAUUCUGCUCGAUCCCUCCCACCCAGUCGACCGACUACAGGCUGUAAUCAAGCAGGAUUUUCCGGGAUCCUUGGUACUAACAACGCAGAGCGCCGCGCCCGUCGCUGCCAAAAUCGGCGAUGUAGUCUGGGUGGUAGAUGCCCGGGAGCAGGGUUCUUUGGAUGCUGACACGCUCAGCUCGACUUCCUUCCCUGCCGUCAGUUCACCGGCAAGUGCUGCAUAUGCGGUGUAUACCUCUGGCAGCACAGGGACGCCCAAAGCAAGUGUCAUUGGACAUAGAUCCUACCUAACGGCCGCAGCAGCACAUACGAAGGUUUUCUGCCUCGGUUCCGAUUCCCGGGUCCUCCAAUUUGCUUCGUUUGCCUUCGAUGCCAGCAUUGCCGAAAUUCUGAGUACACUUCUAGUGGGUGGAUGCAUCUGUAUGCCAUCAGAAGAAGACCGCACACAGAAUCUGGCUAGCUUCGUACAACAACAUCGGGUAAACUGGGCCCUGCUGACCCCGUCGGUGUCCCGUAUUCUGGAUCCAGACGAGGUGCCAUCCCUAAAGACUCUUGUUCUUGGUGGCGAAGAGGUGCGCGCCGCCGACGUUCAGAGAUGGUCGAACCAUGUCACUCUUAUGAAUGCGUACGGGCCGUCGGAGUGCUCUGUAAUAUCCACCGUCCAGACAUCAUCGAACAUACUCUCCUCCGAUCCGAGCAAUAUUGGCCACGCCACGGGGGCUUUGACCUGGGUUGUCGACGCGCAGGAAUGCGCCCACCUGGUCCCAAUUGGAGCUCUUGGUGAGCUGCUCAUUGAGGGGCCUAUAGUCGGGCGAGGGUACGUCAACAGACCUGAGCAGUCUGCUGCUGCCUUUAUCCUGAACCCGCCAUGGAUAGACAAAACGUAUCGAAAGGGCUCCUCUCGUUUCUACAGGACCGGAGAUCUGGCAAGAAUGUUGCCUGAUGGGUCCUUGCGCUACGAAGGGCGUAAGGACCGGCAGGUCAAGUUACACGGACAGCGAAUGGAGCUCUCCGAGGUGGAACGGCAUGUUCGCGAGUCCUUUCCUGGCACCGGGGAGGUGUUUGCAGAGCUUUUAAAGCCCGAUGGCGUAGAGGAACCACGGCUUGUCGCAUGUGUUCAGCAGCAAACACAAACCCGAGACGAAUUUGACGAUCUGGUUUAUCGUGCACGAGACAUUCUGCGCAAACGAGUGCCUGCGUUCUUGAUCCCGUCCGCUUUUGUCCAGCUGGAUGAGGUUCCUCGACUGCCCAGCGGUAAGGUUGACCGACUCCAGAUACGCCGCAAUGCCGUUCUUGCCAUCGAGGAAGCUCGGACUGCAAAACCCAUUGGCAAUGGCCGCUCAAAGCGGGAUGUUGGAAGAGAUCUCACAGCCAUCGAGAAGAGGGUACGAGAUCUAUGGGCCGAGCUGCUGCACAUCCCAACCGACAAUAUCCUCCCCGAUGACAAUUUCUUUUCUCUCGGAGGCGAUUCGAUUAUGGUCAUGAAAUUGGCAUCUGUCGCCUCCCGUCAGGGAUGCCUGCUGACUGUAGCUGAUGUAUUCCUUCAUCCGCGCCUCGAUGAUCUCGCUGGUGUCAUAGAAGCCAAAGAAGGAGUAUCGUCCGAUUCUGGCGAUGAUAUGAUGGAGUCGGAUCCUCCGCCGUUCUCUCUCCUGCCUUCAGAGAAGCACCUGGAGAUAAAGCGUCAGGCCGUUGCCCAGUGUGGAGUCCCCAUGGACCAAAUCGAGGAUAUCUACCCGGCCACUGCGAUGCAGGCUGGUCUGGCGGCCAUGUCUACCGAACGUCCCGGUGCCUACAUUGCACACCAUCUCUACCAGCUGAGGCCAGAAAUUGAAGUUGAUCGCCUUCAGCAGGCAUGGGAGUUGGUAACUGAGCGACAUUCUAUUCUGCGCACGAGACUCGUCCAAGCCACAGAUCUGGGGUGCCUGCAAGUUGUGCUCAAGGACUCUCCUGUGGAAUGGACCAACACCACUGCGCGAUCUGCAAAGGCCACAGGGCAGCAGCUUGGAAACCUCCGUGAUCCCUCGAGAGAUGGCAUAUUCGGGGUUCCUCUAGUCUAUUUUACGGUCUCGAAAGUUCUUGAUGGCAACGAUGCGGUCACUGAUUGCAGCCUCACGAUCACAAUGCACCACGCGGUGUACGAUGCAUGGUCCUUACCCCGUCUACUUGAAGAUGCCGAGGCAGUUUAUCGUGACGGAAGGCUAGCAUUGCAUAUCGAGCCCGCUCCGUUCCAACGAUAUAUCCAAUAUACGACUUCCCAGACAAAGGCGGCUUUGAACCGUUGGGAUGAACAACUCCGCUCUCUGUCCGCCGAGUCUUUUCCCAGCAUUCCAUUCCAAUCCUAUCGUCCAGUGUCCACAAGCCAGCUGGACUAUUCUGUGACUACUGGCCCGUUCACGACUCCUGGAGUGACACGGACCACAGCAGUGCGACUAGCAUGGGCUCUUGUUCAGUCCCAAUAUCAAAGUCAUGAUGAAGUUGUAUUCGGUGUGGUAUCUUCCGGGCGCAGUGCCCCUGUUCCAGGCCUGCAAGAUAUGACGGGUCCAACCAUCACGGCUAUGCCAUUGCGGGUUCAGAUUGACACGCAUGAGGAGGUCCAGGACAGUCUUAUCGCGUUUCAGCAGUGGAUGGCAGAUAUGGCCCCUUUCGAACAUGUCGGACUGCAGCAGAUUGCGAGACUGGGUCCGGACGCGGCACGGGCUUGUUCCUUCCAGACUCUUCUCAACAUCGAACAGGCUAGUAAGGAUUCUACUGAACGAAUUGAGAAACUGUUCAAGUCUGUGGAUACUACGGCUAAAAAGGGCGCGUUUGCUACGUACGCGGUUGUCCUCAAUUGUACACUUGAACCAGACACAGUGCGUAUUGCUGCCACAUUUGACGACGAGGUCAUCCCAGAAUGGAAGAUGCAACGAAUCCUUUACCAGCUUGGACACAUGCUGAAGAUGAUCCACCAGAGAGAUGAGCGUUCCAUCGGAGAUAUGAUUGCCUCUCUCAAUGCCCAAGAUAUGGACCUCUUACACGAAUGGGGCUCUUCUGCGCCUAGUCUGAUUCCUGAGUCCGUUCAAUCUGCUAUCGAUCGGCAGACUUCCACACAGCCAGAUGCCCCUGCCAUUUGCUCUUGGGAUGGAGAUUUCACCUAUCGCGAAUUAGAAGUGUGGUCUGCCCAACUGGCCAAUGUUCUCCAUGCCCACCAUAUUCAGUCGGGUAGCUUCGUUCCCCUCUACAUGGACCGGUCUCGCUGGGUAAUCGUCGCGAUGCUGGGCAUCAUCAAGGCCGGAGUAGCUUUCGUGCUUCUGGACACAUCAUACCCACUGUCGCGCCUGCGAACAAUCUGCGAGGAAGUGCAUGCCGAGGUGAUAGUGACCAGUCCGGACAGAAUGUCUGCCGCUCAAGAGCUUGUUCCACGAGCUACCAUUCUCCCUCUUGGUGAAGGUCUCCAAGGUCAUUCCCAGCAUUCGGAUACGCCAUUUCAGAACAUCACGGUACGUCCCAGAGAUGCGCUUUAUGCGAUGUUUACUUCUGGAUCUACCGGCAAGCCCAAAGGUGUGGUCAUCGAACACGGGCCGUUCGUGACCAUGAGCAAGGAGUAUCGCGAGCGAGUUGGGCUAGGACCUAGUGCGCGGGUGCUCCAUUUCGGUUCUUAUGCAUUUGAUGUUAGUAUCCUGGAGACUCUGUGCACACUCAUCACAGGGGGAUGUAUCUGUAUUCCCUCCGAGCCAGAGCGCCAGGAGAGGUUUACCGAGGCGUUGCGCCGACUACAACCAACCCAUGCUUUGCUCACUCCAUCCUUUGUCCGUGCACUUCCUUUGGAUGACCUGGCACCAAUUCACACAUUCAUGCUUGUCGGCGAGCCGCCCCGUCGAGACGAAAUCGACCGAUGGUCUUCAAAACUCCGGCUCAUGAACCUGUACGGACCAGCAGAAUGCACCAUUCUCGCUGCUCUGCAACCGCGAGUCCACCGGGACAUGGAACCCACAAACAUCGGUUUCGCUACAGCUGGUGCCGCCUGGAUCGCGGAUCCGCGGGACCCUCAUCGGCUUGUCCCUAUUGGCGCCGUAGGUGAGCUUCUAUUGCAAGGAGCCAUGGUAGGCCGUUGUUACCUAAACGAACCCGAACUGACAACGGCUGCCUUUCUCCGGGCGCCUUCGUGGCUUGCUCGUUUUAUUCGGCACACCAAUACCAACGACGAACGAAUCUACCGCACCGGAGACCUAGUUCGCUACGAUCACGAUGGAUCGCUAGUCUAUCUAGGGCGGAAGGACUUCCAGGUCAAGUUGCGAGGUCAACGCCUCGAGCUGAGCGAGGUGGAGGAUCAUAUCCUCAGGGCGUAUCCGGGGUCUCUCAAAGAUGUCGCUGCGGAACUAGUAACAACUGUAGAUUCGCACUCUAAUCCUUCCCUGGUCGCUUUUCUCUCCCCGUCGGAAAUUCAAGGUGCAAAAACUUCGUCCUCAUCCUUCCCGCUGGAGGUUGCUUCGUCGGCGGACUUCCAGCAGAAGAUCAACACCACUCGCUCCCUGAUGCACGACUGUGUCCCAGAUUUCAUGAUCCCUACUAUCUUCGUCCCCCUAGUGGAUCUGCCGCGAACUAUCGGUGGGAAGAUUGAUCGCCGUCGACUGCGAGAAGCAGCCGGCUCGGUCACCCGUCAGCAACUUGAGGCCGUAGGUUCAACAUCGCAGAAGCAGAAAGCUCCGAUGGCCUCUGCGGUGGAGCGGACCCUGCACAACAUCUGGGCCAAAGCCCUAGGCGUCUCCCCGGUUGAUAUUGGCGCGGAGGACAGCUUCUUCCGACUCGGGGGCGACUCCAUUACAGCGCUACAGGCUACCAGCCAAGCUCGCGCCGUGGCAAUUGAACAUUCUGUCGCUGACCUUUUCCGGUGGAAGACGAUCAGGGAGAUCGGCCGGCGCUUUGCCAAUGUUUCUGCGGACGAGGCGACCAGUGGAAAGUCAGGAGAUCUGGAAGCAACUCUGCCUACUGAAGCUGGCGCUGCUGGGGUUUUUCCCUGCACCCCCGUGCAGCGGGGAGUACUAUUGACUCAGGUCAAGGAUCCUAGCAGCUAUGCACCACAUUUCAUCUGGAAGAUAGUGCCCGCCUCCCCAAAGGGCAUCGCUGUGGACCUCGAUCGGCUUGUUGCAGCCUGGAAACGGGUCGUGGCUCGUCAUUCUGCCUUGCGGACAGUGUUCCGAUAUGAUUCCACGGCUGGGAGUGACGUUUUUCAGUUGCAAAUCCGCCAGGAAAUUGAGGUCCCCGUUCGCAUUCUUCCAGCAUCCAAUACAGAUGCCCGGGGAGUUCCGAUCUGUCUCACUCAAAUUCAUCCUCCGAUAACCGGGCAUAACGGCCAAAUUCCACAUGAGUUCACAAUCUGUCCUGGUAGGAAGGGUGAGGUCUACUGUCGACUAGAUAUCAACCAUGCAAUCAUCGAUGCGAUAUCGGUUGCUCUCCUGGAACGGGACCUGCUGCGGCUCUAUGACGAGGGCCCAGAGGCUCCCAAGUCCGAAGAUGCAUACCAGGAAUAUCUGCGUUUUGUUCACCGGCAACCCCUCGAACCUGCUGCGGCCUACUGGCGUGAAUACUUGACCGGAAUGCAGCCGUCGGUCCUGCCCCAACCCAAAGCUGUGGAAAGCGUACCAUCGAUUCCCCAGCGGCUCGAGAUCCCGCUCGUCUGCACCGCAGCCGAUAUUGACGAAGUCUGCCAGGGCACAGAUUGGACGGCCUCGAACUUGCUGUACCUUGCCUGGGCCUUGACACUGAAAUGCUUCACUGGAUCCGAUGAUAUUUGCUUCGGCACGCUUACGUCUGGUCGGCAUAUUCCCAUUCCUCAUCUUGAGGAGACUGUAGGUCAAAUCUCGAACAUGGCGAUUUGCCGUGUCCAUGUUCCAUCGCAUCGUGAUCUUGAUGAGAUUGCCCUCGCUCUUCAGGAAGAGUAUGGGCAUGUACUCACGUAUCAGAGCUUUCCACUAUCUGAGAUUGCGCGCGCGAGCGGAUUGACUGUGCAGGAGCUGGCCUCGACGGCUAUCAAUGUUCAGUAUGCACUGUCCGAUCAUUCGUCCAGCCCGGAGAAGUUCUCGCUCUCUCUAACGCCAAUGACCGGAUUGGAUCCCACUUUGCAAGACGUUCUGCUCUAUGCUCUGGUAGACCCUCGGGGUGCAGUAAGAGCAUCCAUGACAUAUCGGGAGGCCGCAAUCUCCACUGAGCUUGCCACACAAUUGGGUGACUACUUUGCCCAUUUUGUGUCCGCCAUUGUUCAGUCACCACAGUCUAUUGUCGGAGAUCUUGUCGGUCUCACAGUUAACGACCGUGAGCGACUGCAGCACUGGAACCAGCCACUCUCCCCGCCACCGCCGACAUCUAUCCAUGAACUCAUCACGAAGCGAGCUCGUGAACAGCCAUCAAGCUUGGCUAUCUCGGGCUGGGAUGGCGAUUUUACUUACGAAGGGUUGGAUCGUGAAGCUGCUCGACUCGCGGCAUUGCUGCUUGCCCGCGGUGUCAGGCCAUCGCAAUAUGUGCCAAUAUGCAGCGAAAAAUCGCGAUGGACCACCGUCGCCAUGCUCGCCGUCAUGAGGGCAGGAGCUACCUUUGUUCCGCUCGAUGCCUCCCAUCCCUUCACAAGGCUUCAAGAGCUUGGCCAGCGGGUCAAUGCGACCCAUAUCAUUUCCUCGCCAGCGCAGGCUGGUACGUGCAGCAGAUUGGUAGACAAUGUCAUUGUCCUGGGAGACAGCCUCAAACAAGCGGAUGUCGAUGCUGCCGAUGCAGGAUUCACUGUUCCUACAAGCGAUCCGAAGCAACCAGCUUAUAUCCUUUUCACAUCCGGCACGACCGGAACUCCCAAGGGUGUCAUGGUUCCCCAUUCCUCCUACAUCGCCGCCGCCACGAAGCAAAUCGAGGCUUUCAACAUCGGUCCCGGAUCCUGCGUUCUCCAAUUCUCUUCAUACGCCUUUGAUGUGGCCGUGAUGGAGAUCCUAACCACUCUGCUCGCCGGCGGCACAAUUGGCGUUCUAUCCGACAAUCAACGGAAUGAAAUGCUUCUCAACGGCGUCGGUCCUUUUCCCGUGACGCAUGCAUUCCUCACCCCCUCCGUGGCGGCGACACUUGACGCGGACCGCUCAUGGGUCGAGACCCUAGUCCUCUUAGGAGAGCCCAUGUCCACCGCGCAUAUUGAUCAGUGGGGCGAGAAAUGCCACUUGAUGAACGCAUACGGCCCGACGGAGUGUGCAGUGCUCAACACUGCCCGCGGGCAUAUCGUGCCGGGCUGCGAUCCAGGCAACAUGGGCCACGCCCUAGGGGUGCAUUUCUGGGUGGUUGAUCAAGAUGAUCACGAUCGGCUUGUUCCCGUAGGUGCCGUGGGGGAGUUGGUUGUUGGUGGUCCUCCCGUGGCGCUGGGGUAUCUCAAUGAUCCGGAGAAGACGGCGGAGGCAUUCAUCACGCCUCCGCGGUGGCUGAUGUCCCUCCUGUCUGCUGAUCAAGCUUCCUGGAGGCUUUACAAAACCGGUGAUUUGGUGCGAUAUGAGAUCUCAGAUGGGUCUUUGCGAUACGAGGGACGAAAGGAUCGGCAGAUCAAGGUUAGAGGUCAGCGAGUGGAGCUUGGCGAUAUUGAAUAUCAUGCACUCCGUUGUUUUCCGGAGGCUACACACGCCAUCGUCGAGCAGGUGAUGAUUCCUGCGCGCGAGGAUCCUUCCGUGCCAGAUCAAAGCUCUUCCCAGGUACCCAGAAUCAUUGCGUGUAUCUGUGGAAAUCCUGUUUCUGAGGAAUCUACGGCUGCUGCAUCCGGCAUCAACGAGACCGACGACUCUGAAGACAUCCUCGCUUCAUCGACGCCUGAGUUCCACGCCCACUCUGCGCGUGCCCUGACCCGUCUCCGAGAGGCACUGCCGGGCUACAUGAUCCCCGAUUUUUUCCUGCCUAUCCGCCGAGUCCCACGGCAAAAGUCAGGCAAGACAGACCGCCGAAUGCUGCGGGAGGCGAUAUCUACCGGCCGGGCAGAGCUCCAUCGCUUGGAUGCUCCUGGAGAAGCGGAAGGCAAGCGAUACCCGCGCACAGACAUCGAGUCCCGGCUCCAUGCAAUUCUUGUCCAGCAUCUGAAGCUUGGUCCGGAAGCCGUCGGUAUUGAUGAUAACCUCUUCUAUCUGGGAGGAGAUUCGAUCGUGGCUAUGAAGAUCGCGGCCAGCGCCAGGGAGAAUGAGAUAGAUAUCAGUCCGUACGAUAUCCUUCGCAAUCCAACUGUGGUUGGAUGGGCGGAUGCGGUUGCUGGGAAUGAGAAUGAGUCACAAGAGCCCGACUUCAAACCGCUUGCUGCGUUUUCACUGCUAUCGGAUGAGGAGCGCAGUGAGGUGAUUAGUUCCUUGGCCGCCAAAGGUCUCUGCGUAGGACAAGAAAAUAUCGAGGAUAUCCUUCCUGCGGUCGACAGCCAGGCAUACUAUGUGUCCUCGUCCUCCGUUGUCAAUUUCGCCGAGGUCUUCCCCACUGAACUGGACCCUGUUCGACUCCGGGAAGCCUGCCGUGAAGUCAUAUCGCGAUACGACAUUCUGCGGACAGUGUUUGUCAAGGCUCGCGAUCGAAUCUUCCAAGUUAUCCUUCGCUACGUUGAUUCUGAACUUUCCAUGCGUGAAGUCGACGAUGCUGAAGCAUUCCUGACACACGAGUCUAAAUCCCGACUGGUUCCCACCACACCACUGGGUUCGCUUCUGACAGGCUUCUCGCUGGUAAGGAGCACCACGAAAGACACCUCGGCACUUGUCGUGCGCAUCUCCCAUGCUCAGUACGACGGCGCGAGUCUACCCUUCCUGUGGCAGGCAAUCCAGGCCGCGUACCAGGGGGAUCACCUUCCGGACAUCUCGCCGUUUAGCCAUAUGGUUCAUUACCGGGCCGGACAGGAGCAUGACAACACCGCUUCCUUCUGGCGCAAGUAUCUGCAGGACGCAUCUAUCGCAUCUGUCGACCCUCUGGGUGUCUCUCACAUAACCACGCCCCCCGACGAUCCCAGCGCCUCACGGACAGCUCGACGAGAACUGCCCCAGCCUGCAGCACUAUCUGGAGCCACGACCGCGACGCUGGUCAAAGCAGCCCUGUCCUGGGUCCUCUCGCGCCACGCGUCCCUAUCGGACAUCAUCCUCGGCCAGAUCGCACACGGCCGCGGAUCACCCAUCCCCAACGUGCACCAGAUCCUGGGUCCCUGUGUGACAUUCCUCCCGAUCCGCAUCGCAGUUGACGCGCAGCAAACCGUGGCCGAAUUCCUGCAGCACGUGCAGCGCCAACAAGUCGCGACAGUGCCGCACGAUUCUCUGUCCCUCGGCGACAUCGCCGGCCAAUGCACCGACUGGCCGCCGGAUAUCCGCUUCGGAUGCCUGGUGCACCACCAGGCGCUGCAGUCGCACGAAGCAUUCGAGAUGGAUGGCAUCCCGUCCUUCUCGAGCAUUACCUGGGCCAACUCGCAGCCACCUCCGGGUCAAAUCGAUGUCAUUUCCAUUGAGCGGGACACGACGCUGGAUCUGGUUCUCGCGGCGCCGCCUAAUGUGAUGGGGCAGAAGGAGCUGGAUUGCCUGGCGGAUCAACUGUCGGAUGCAAUUGGCUUCUUUUCUACGAGUUUGGAUUCGCCUUUGGCGGCGGUGGAAGUGAUGUAA